Messenger RNA from Gasterosteus aculeatus aculeatus (three-spined stickleback), 1184 nucleotides. RefSeq lists its product as uncharacterized. Gene Ontology annotation, molecular function: peroxiredoxin activity. NCBI's taxonomy places the organism in Eukaryota, Metazoa, Chordata, Actinopteri, Perciformes, Gasterosteidae. The record is from RefSeq and is a predicted model, not a curated record.
GGGCGUGACUCAACGCGACCCGAUGAUUGGCUGUUGGACUCGACCUGCUCCGUCUGAUACACGGAAAUCACUUGCGCUGACUGACUGGUACAUGAUUUAUAUUGUUACUUGACUCAAUCCGGGAACACUGACAUGGCGAGUAAUCUCGUCUCGAGGUGGUUUCGUCCCCGCGUGUUUACGCAGCUGGCGUUUCUCCGGUCGGUCCGUGUGCCUCGGCAGAAGGAUUCGGGGAUCAGGCUUUUCUCCAGCGAUCCGCCACCGGAGAACGUCAGUCGCUAUCCGGUUCCGAACAAGAAAGACUUGCCCUGUGACAUAGUGGAGCUGAUGGAGGAAGUUGAGUCAAAGGGAGGCUUUUUGCCAAAUGUCUUCAAAGCGCUUUCUCACAGACCAGCGGAGUUCAGAGCCUUCUUUGCUUACUACAAUGAACUAAUGAACAAAGAGACAGGCGGCCUGACCAAGGCGGAUCGGGAGCUGAUCGUAGUAGCUACCAGUACCCACAACAAAUGUCUUUACUGUGUGGUAUCGCACAGUGCGCUGCACCGCAUCUAUUCUAAGAAACCCACCCUGUGUGAUCAGGUCAUUGUUAACUAUGAGAAUGCAGAGCUGUCACCUCGCGAGAUCGCUAUGCUGGACUUUGCGAUGGCUGUGUGUCGCAGCGACACCGUGACAGAGCAGCAUUUCCAGUCUUUGGAGGGAGUGGGCUUUGACCGAGAGGACGCGUGGGACAUCGCUGCCAUCGCCGCCUUCUUCGCCAUGUCCAACCGGCUGGCCCACCUCACCGACAUGAGGCCAAACAUGGAAUUUUAUAACAUGGGCCGUACACCAAAGGACAGGAGCAAGGACAAGGGGAAAGGGGAGUAGCAAUACAGACAGGAUUAAGAUCGUUUUGAUUUUUAAGCGGCUCUAAUCGCCAUUUGUUUUUCGUUUGCUGUUGUUUUCUUAUCACAUAAGAUAGACUGAAAUGUCACAGUUGUCUUAUAACUUCCAUGUUUGUGUUGCAACUCAGAAUCUCAUCGCAGCUCUUUACUUCCUCGUUGACAAGUUGAGACCUCGGCCGCUCCAUCCAUUGUUACUUUGACCAGGAAUAGUUCACAGCAAGGUUAGAUUGUCUAAAGUUUAACAAUAUAACCGCUUUGUGAAGCCAUUCCAUUAUUUUUUUUUAAAUAAACUAUUUUUCUUGAUAA